Messenger RNA from Penicillium pulvis, 2160 nucleotides. RefSeq names its product bifunctional terpene synthase/polyprenyl synthetase family protein. Gene Ontology annotation, biological process: isoprenoid biosynthetic process. NCBI's taxonomy places the organism in Eukaryota, Fungi, Ascomycota, Eurotiomycetes, Eurotiales, Aspergillaceae. The record is from RefSeq and is a predicted model, not a curated record. The coding region runs from base 1 to 2160 and encodes 719 amino acids. Gene Ontology annotation, molecular function: prenyltransferase activity. The transcript has 8 exons.
AUGCCUGGAGUUACGCUCCUAGAUGAUGGCCAUCCUUCUGCCGAUCGAAAGACAUUCAUUCAGCAUUCCAUCCCUCUUUCUCCUCAUCUUUACGAAAAGGACGAAUAUUUCUGUCAAUUCACACCACGCAUUCACUCUGAUGCCCGUCUUGCCGAUGCAGGUUCCUGGCAGUGCCAAGUGGAUUUCCUUGACUCAGCCGGGACGGCUCGUGCCGAUGCUCUCCGGAACUCUAAUCAAAAGAGUUAUGCGGUCGGAUGCAUCAACCCGACAGUGGGCAACUUCACAGCUUUAUGUGCAUCUGAGGCUAUCCCAGAGCGGCUUGCACUAACUACCUACAUGGUUGAAUAUGCAUAUAUCCAUGAUGAUGUCAUUGAGUAUGCCGAGAAAAAACAUGAGUCGCAGCUCUGGGAAAAAAACAAUGAGUUGGUCGAAGGCCUGGAUCUCGACGCCGAAGUGAGCGCUGGAAGCAAGGAUCACGUGAGGAGGAGACAACUGCAGGCAAAAAUGGCCGUCGAGCUCAUGGACAUUGAUCCAGCGCAAGGAAGAGAGUGCCUCCGUCUGUGGAAGGAGAUGUCAAACGUUUUCGUGAAGAUUCGAGAUCUCAACUUCAAAAAAUUGGAUGACUAUCUGCCUUUCCGUGUGGUUGACGCUGGGUGCCCGUACGACGAUUCUCCCCAAGGCUGGCGAACAGAGACUGAUUAUGAAGUUGAGCAGACGUCUGCGGUCACAAGUGCAGCGUAUGAUGCUUGGGUCCUAGUAAACGACUACUUUUCCUGGGAGAAGGAAUUACAAAACAACCAAGCAAAUGGAGGAGUUGGAGAGAUAGUAAACGCUGUUUUUCUUUUCAUGAAGUGGUACGAUGUUGAUUGGAAAGAAGCCAAGAUCAUGCUGCGGUCCGAGAUUGUCAACCGCGAAAAGAAAUACUGCCAGCAGAAGGCCGAUUUAUUGGCUCGAGGCAAGAUAACAGACAAGAUACAAGACUGGUUUUUACUUCUUGAUCUCGUCACAGCAGGGAAUUUUGCGUGGAGCAUGACCACUGCACGCUACGAUUUAAGUGCGAUUGAUGCAUAUCCCGCUCUUCGCAUUGCGCAUCAGAAUGUCGAGUGCUCGAACCCUGCAGACAGCCUGAGUCUUCCUAUCUCACGUACCGGCAUGGAAAAUACCAAAAAAGACCUUGGUGGUGGUUCAACUGCACCAACGAGCAAUGGGCACUCAAAUGAUAAGGUCAUUGGUGGGAUUAGUACGGAUGUUCCACAAAUCGACCAAUAUGAAAGCAUGGUCCUCGCACCCUUUUCAUAUCUCAAAUCUUUGCCGUCAAAGGGUGUACGGAACUCAGCGAUUGAUGGGCUCGAUGCUUGGUAUCAUGUCCCACCCAAAUCUCUGGAAACGAUUCAGGAAAUCACAAAUCUGCUGCACGCUUCUUCCUUGAUGAUUGAUGACAUUGAGGAUAACUCUGAACUGCGACGCAGCUGCCCCGCUACUCAUACCAUAUUUGGGGUAGCUCAGACAAUCAAUUCUGCAAACCUUGUGAUGUUCAAGGCACUGAAAGCUGUGGGAACUCUGUCUCCAAAAGCAGUCUCAAUCUUCACGGAGAAAUUGAUAGAAGGUCAUAUUGGCCAGGGAAUGGAUCUCUACUGGAAACAGCACACACAGGUACCUACAGAAGAGGAGUACUUUGCUAUGGUUGAUGGCAAAACGGGCGGACUGUUUGUGCUUGUGGCUGAGUUGAUGCGCUCAGAAGCGACUCGGAACAAAGACCUGGACCUCAGUGUCUUGAUGAAGGUUUUAGGCCGCUUUUUCCAAGCCCGCGAUGACUACAUGAACCUCAAGGAUUCAGAGUACACGAAACAGAAAGGUUUCGCAGAGGACAUUAACGAAGGCAAGAUCUCUCUACCUCUAAUUCACGCCAUGAGUGAAGUAACGCCCUUCUGUGACCGCCUACGUAACAUCUUGCAGCUGCGGAAGACAGGCAACGGCUUAGCCCCCGAAAUCCGAGAGUUGGCAUUGGAGGGAAUCACCUCGGCUGGGGGGCUUGAGUAUGCAAAGGGCGUUGUCUUGGCACUGCAGAGGAUGAUAGAAGUAGAGCUGAAACAUGCCGAAGAGGAUACUGGCAUCAACAAUUGGGUAUUACGGUUGUUGCAAAAGAGACUCGAAAUCUGA